UCCCCGCUGCUGCAUGCUCGCACUUCCACCAGAUCCCCCCACCCGCACCCCGCUGCCCUUAACACCUGUGUGUCUUUUCCCUCUGUAGGUGCAAGCAGGUGCUCUCUCUCUGCUGUAAAUCUCCCCAAACAUGUGGACUCUAUAAUCAACAAGCGCCUCUCCAAAUCUUCUGCCACUCUCUGGAACUCGCCCAGUAGAAAUCGUAGUCUUCAACUAAGUGCUUGGGAGAGCAGCAUCGUGGACCGGCUGAUGACCCCAACUCUCGCUUUCUUGGCCCGCAGCAGAAGCGCUGUGACGCUAGCCGGCAAUGGGAAGGAACAGGUUCCUGUGUGCCCUCGCUCAGCUUCCGCCAGCCCAGUAAGCCCCUGCAAAAACCAGCGUGUACACCGUUGCGCGGAGCGACGGCGGCCAGCAACCACCAGCCCUGAUGUAACCCCCCGGAAUAAGCCUCACUCCGCUCCUCAUCAGAAAAAGAAAGAAAAGAAAGACAAGGAUCGAGAAAACGCCCAAGAAAAGAGUGCCUUAGCCCUCCGCAAACGCCAUUCUACGCCUUCCGGCCAGGCGCGUCAGCUGCAUGUACCCGAAGGCAGCCCAAGCCCCAAGUCCAAGCCAGCCUUGCCAGCUGUGGCCAAACAGCGCCCAGCCUCGUCAAGCCCAGGACCCAGCACUUCGCAUCGGUCAAGCCUGGCUCGCAGUGCCCAGUCUUCACCCAAGAGGCGAGUUCGCAGGGAGCCCGAGGGCCAACCAAAGGCCCGUGAAUGCAAGAAUGAACCGAAGGAACGUGGGGCAGCUUCUCCAGCCCUGGAGGACAGCUUGAAGGCAGCAGUUAACAGUGAAACACCAGCAGAAGUCACUGCCCCCUCUGGGACUGCCAGCCCGAUGCCUCCACCUCCUCCCUCAACGCCAGGCAAACCGAUGGCUGGCACCACAGACCGAGAAGAAGCUGCUAGAUUGCUGUCUGAGAAACGGCGGCAAGCACGGGAACAGCGGGAGAGGGAGGAGCAGGAGCGGAAGGAGCAAGAGGAGCAGGAGCGGCGCCAAGCGGAGGAGCGGGCUCAGCAAGAGGCCAGAGACCGCCUGCAGCAGCAGGUUGAGCUGGCUAGGCAGGAGGAGGAGCUGGCCCGCCAGGAGGAGCAGGAAGCCCAGGAACGGGCCCGGGCAGAGCAGGAGGAACAAGAACGGCUGCAGAAACAGAAGGAGGAAGCUGAGGCUCGGGCCCGGGAAGAGGCUGAACGCCAACGAGUGGAACGAGAGAAACAUUUCCAGAAAGAAGAACAGGAACGGCUGGAGAGGAAGAAGCGUCUGGAAGAGAUCAUGAAACGGACGCGAAAAGCAGAGGGAGCUGAUGCAAGGAAGAAAGAGGACAAGAAGAUGGUGAAUGGCAAGGAAGAGAAACAAGAGGGUGGAAUGGGCCCAGAUGGCAAGAAAUACCCUGGGAGUCUACCCAAGGAAGAAGAGCUGCCAGAGAUGCAACCCUCAAGUCCGGCCAGUCGCAAAGGGCUGAGUCCAGAGGGCAUACAGCACAGCUCUCCCAUCAACCCCACCCUGGCCCUGGUGAACGGCCUGCAGUCCAGCAAGCAUGAGAAUGGCUUCCCCUCUCCCCAGGGGCCUGGUGCACGGGAGCACCCUGCAGGGUCCGGGCUAAGCAUGGCCAAUGAGCCCAUCCUGCCUUUUGCCAACAAGGAGCCCUUCCUCAACAACGCAGUGGCCAAGGCGCCCCAGGUCACAGAGGUUCUGUAGAUGGGGACGCCAAAGGACGAGUGCAGCAGUGGGCCAACUCCAGGCUACGUUAGAUGGGAAGACGAUCACCCAGGGCGAAUUCUGCUCCUCCUAUGGACUUGAGGGCAACGCAAGGAGCCAGGCUGGGGUGCCAGCCCUGUGGACUCACCCUUCUUCCUGUCCUCAUUUUAUGACUAGUAUUAUUUUUUUAACAAGCACCUUAUCAGACUGACCCCCAUCUCCAUAGCUCAUCUUCAACACUAUAUAACCACAUAGUUAUUUAACUGGCUUGGUAACAAAGGAUGUGAAUAAUGUAUAUAAACUUCGAUGUUAGCAUGAGGACUAUGCCUCGAUGAUCUGGCUGCCCCUCGGGGGGUAUCUUUAGGUGAGGGCCAGAUCGUGAAAAGGUGGGGGGGAACAGACCCCCCAACUCCUUUUCCGAAGCGAGGGGGUGUCAGUGUUGCAGAUGAGUGUGUGUGUGUGUGUUCCAGCCAAUAGGAAGCAUUUAGACCAUGUGUUUCCUAACCUGGACAACUUGUAACUCUCCAAAUUCCCCAGCCAGCCAUGGUCGCCAACGUUGAGAAACACGGAUCUCGUUUUCUUAUUUAAAA
Molecule: messenger RNA, 2330 nt
Organism: Notechis scutatus (mainland tiger snake)
Lineage: Eukaryota; Metazoa; Chordata; Lepidosauria; Squamata; Elapidae
Source: RefSeq, a predicted model, not a curated record